UUCAUGCUCUAAUAUGGUAAACACAGCAGACAAUCUAUACAACAACAACCUUACAUUAGGCAGUUACUCAAGUGGCAAGGAAAAUCUGCCUCCCAAAAGGCUUGUACGCCCAAGCAAGUAUCAAUGCUCACCUUUCGAUAACGAUCUGAGAGGCCCUCUCACGCCACUUGAGAAGCAGCUACACAGCAACAUUGUGGUACUAAGCAAAAUUGAACCUGAUAGAAGGGCGGUGUUGGUCGAUAAAACCAGUCUAUCCCUUGGACAACUCGGCAAUUCAUUCGACACCAACGGACAUGUGGAAGCUUAUGUUUUCAAUGUUUUCAAUGUUUUCAAUAUCUAUUAAAAACAACAUGAAACAUGAUGGCGAGUCACCCUUUCACAUGGAGGUAAAAGAUUUGAUGAUAAACAAUUUUAUCAAAACAUGGGAAGAGUCGAGACUCGGGAGAAUGGGGUUCAGAAAUUUUGGUAUAGAAUACCCAAACAUGCCUAAGCAAAUUGGAAGAGAUGCUUGCGGGAUUUUUGUGCUCAAGUGGAUGCAAACUUUUGCUUCGCGGAAUCCUCUCCAGCCCCAAUUCAGGAUGAAGGACGUGGCAGAUGCAAGGGUCAGAUUUGCUGUUGAUAUCCUCUUCAGCAAUCAUAACACUGAUGAUGAAGCCAAAAGACUUGUCAAGUACUUUCGUUAAUAAAUUGGUAUUUUACAGCAACAAAUUUAUUC
Messenger RNA from Triticum aestivum (bread wheat), 715 nucleotides. RefSeq lists its product as uncharacterized. The coding region runs from base 294 to 683 and encodes 129 amino acids. The record is from RefSeq and is a predicted model, not a curated record. Gene Ontology annotation, molecular function: cysteine-type peptidase activity. Gene Ontology annotation, biological process: proteolysis. NCBI's taxonomy places the organism in Eukaryota, Viridiplantae, Streptophyta, Magnoliopsida, Poales, Poaceae. The transcript is spliced from 3 exons.